This is a messenger RNA of Dermacentor albipictus, 1791 nucleotides long. Its product is annotated as venom metalloproteinase BumaMPs1-like. Gene Ontology annotation, molecular function: metalloendopeptidase activity. NCBI's taxonomy places the organism in Eukaryota, Metazoa, Arthropoda, Arachnida, Ixodida, Ixodidae. Gene Ontology annotation, biological process: proteolysis. The record is from RefSeq and is a predicted model, not a curated record.
AAAAAGUUCAGCAGGCGAUCAAAUGCCAAUCACUUGUCACUCGAAAUUUGUCUAAUCUAUAUAAAACGGACCAGCCGCCUGUAAACAGCUCAGUCAAGCUCUUCGUCACAAUGAUUCGCUUCAUCAUAGUUUCAGUCCUCGUCAUUUCGUCUAAAGGAAUACAGCAACCUAGGCUGGUCUACCCGCGUCUGCUCGAGGAGCGAUCAGCUGACGGACGAAUGGUGCUGCACUUGCACGAUCAACUGACGCUCAAUCUCAGAAAGGCGUCGGUGGCAGCCCGCAAUUUCCGCGUCCUGGAACACGAAGAUGGACGUGAAGUCACACAUAUUUUCAACGGAAAAGACAUCGAACAAAAUCUCCACGAAGAUGAAAAGCAGUUCGCCACAGUGCACGUCACAAGUAGAGACAGCGGUGUCGAAGUUGAAGGUGUGGUCGGGCCAUACCACAGGAUCGAGCCGAUGCCCGAAAUGGAGAGAUCUGACCAAGGCCUCAUUCCGCACAUGAUACACGAAAUCGAGAAGAAGGAAAUGUUCGACAUUGAGAGGGCCCCGAGUGGGAAAGAUGCUUGGACCGUGAACGAGAGGAGUUACGGCACUGAAAGUGUUCCCGCAGAAGUUAUAAUAGAAAUUUUCAUAGUUUCCGAUAGCUUACACCACAAACACUUCACCACUACGCUUAAGUUGAUAUAUUACCUCUGCGUGACGAUCAAUUCUGUUAACAUGAGGUAUGCAGACACAAGCCACCCAAGGGUGACGUUUCUCUUCGUUGGAGUCGAGAAAGACCAGUUCACCACUUAUAAGAGCGGUACCGGCAAUUUGAUGGAAAGCUCAUCGUCUCUUGACGGAUUUCGGCAGCACGCACACGGCAAAAAAAGCGAGUACGGUAAUCCGGAUAUGGUGUACCUGAUGACUGGCCAUAACGUAUACUCCAAAGGGAAAGACGGCACGAAGAGCAUGAACGUGUUAGGCAUCGGCUUCCUAGGUGGCUUGUGCACCGACUUCUUCGUAGCCCUUGGUGAAGACGACGCUGGUCUCUACACCGGAAUGCAUACGCUGACGCACGAGGCGGCCCACGUGCUCGGCGCUGCUCACGAUGAAAGCCAGCCCGAACCGUGGAUUAAAGGUGACCCAGGAUCCCUAACCUGUCCUUGGAAAGACGGCCACAUCAUGAGCUAUGUCGACGGCGGAGUGAGACAUCAUCGUUUUUCAGAAUGCAGUCUGAAGCAAAUUCGAAACCUCGUAUUAUUGCGAGGAAGGUUUUGUUGGCUAGUAAUGAACACUGGAGAAACAAAGGAGGGCAGGUUCCCCGGAAUGGAAGUGGGACCCAACGAGUUCUGCCAAAGCGUCUUUCCGGACCAAAAAAAUGUGACCGCCGACAUGAAUUCAGAUCGUAUGAAAGACUGCAUGAUCAAGUGUCAAUAUCCCGUAAUCCGCAGACAAUGCACUAGUUAUAGAAAUUGUAUUGUGUACACGACGAUCACGUACCUGUACAAACACGCACUGGACUACAUGCACUGUACGAGCAAUAAGGUUUGCGUCAGAGGCGUGUGCGGGGGCAGCACGCUCAAACUGCCGCAAGCACCGGCCGCAAGCACCGCAAGCACCAAGAGCACAACACCAGAAGCGACAAAAACGCCCUCUACUGACGGCACCACGGAGUGUCGUUGCGACUGCGACUCCCCGAAGCCUAUCACUUCUCCAGUUUAUGGGCCACGGCCUACGACUCCUACUAGGUUGGCUACGAGAAAGGGCUGGAAAGGACUCAUACGGCGUCACUGACAAUAAAUGUGCU